AUGGCGGCUCUCGCUGCGGCCUCGGUGGGGAUCCCGGAGGCCACUUCUGCGCGGCGGAAGGCGAAUUGGGAGCGGUGCGAUGGGAAUCGCCGGUGGCUUCUUCCGGUGGCUGUCGGUGUUCGGCCAGCGAGGUCGGUUUCCGGUGAGCAGAAGGCGAGCUCCGCCGAACGAGGUCGGAGAUGGCGGGUGGGUGCUGGGGGGUCGCCUUCUCCGGUGGCGGAGCGUGGGGGCGACAAUGGGGAGAAAGGGGGUAGAACUAUGAGCAUCGACUUGCUGCGCCGCUUCUUCGAGCUCAACGUCGGGAAGUGGAACGGAUCCUUCUAUGUGAGUGACCCCCGAUUCUCCGUCUCCGUAUCUGUUCCUGUAAUUUAGGUUAACGCGAAUAUUCUGAUGAGAUUUUAAUGUUACUCAAUGUAGCAAUUCGAUCCUCGAGGGAGUCUACUGCAGAAUGUGGCGACCAGGCUCUCGGCGAGCUCCUACGGGGAGGACGAGCUUAUCAGCCUCAUCCAGACGUAAGCUGGUUCCCCGUUGCAAUCUCAUUCCUGCCUUUGUGAUCACUGCACUGGCUCCUCCUCAUUUUUCCUAUGACGCGCAUUUCUCUCGUGUUUCCUGUCAUAUCUCCUGAAAAUUAUUCAGAUUUCAUCGCUCCAUUUUCCACGUGUAUAGCUGUGAAGAUGGAAUCAGUGACUUCCGCUGGCUUUACAGGCUAUACAUAAAACAGGCACCCUCAAGAACCUUCACUUCUGAGGAAGACGAUGAACCUGAGUGGACGGAGUACAAGAUCAAGGAGACCAAUAUAUUUACCGCGGACAAAUACCAGCAGGUGAAUUUCAGAAGCUCGGAAGUCCAAGCCAUGAGCUGAAUUUCUUCUGAUUAUUUCAACGAUUCAUUGAAUUUUUUUAUCUAAUUGUUGCACCCAAAAUGCGGCCAGUAAUAUCUCAAAAUAAAUGGGAAUAUAUAUAUAUAUAUAUAUAUAUAUAAUUUUCUUCUGAGAUCGCUUACAUUUUAUUUGAGCGUUGCUUCUGGGUAGUCUACAGAUUGGAUUCUUCCCAAAAGAGAAGGCAUUCUCUCUGAGGUACCAAACUGCGGGGAUGCUGGAAACCGUCCUCAGAGCUGGCGUUCUCGGUGAGGAUGACACAGGGGAAGAAUGUCCGAGGUAGGCAGAAGAAUCAUCUCCGGAAAUCACAUUACUGAUGAUUGAAUAUCUGAUAUGAUUCCUCCAGCCAAUCUCCCACGAUUAUCUCUGGUAUAUAGUUUCCUGCUUCUUAUCAGUUUCAACCAUGGACCUUUCAUCUCCACUAAUAUUUGCGUAGAUUAUGGAAACUGUGUCCCAUAAUUACCACAUUAGUCAAUAUGUCAUACCUGGAUUCCUCGGAUUUAAUACUUUUCUAGAUGGUAAUCCAAGCCCAGUAUAUUUUUGUCAGAAAUUUUGCAGCCGAACCUCUCUUCAAUCCCAUUGAUAUAUCAUAUAGUAUUCUUCAGGUCACUUGGGAAUAUUUCCCCCGGUUUUUCAUCGUCCUUGAGAUUUAAUGCAGGAAUCUGAUGCUUCCUUCUCGCCGCCCAGCCCUCGUGUGUGAGAAUUGCCUCAAUUCAAUUGAAAAGGACUUGCGAGCCAGGGCUUUUCAUAUCUUGGAUCCAAAGGGCGUCCCCGAGAUGUUCCUCAUCUUCCUAGAAGGAAGAGGAAGCGGUGUGCCAGAUAUCUUUUCAAUGGACAGCCCAGAGGUGUGAAACCCAUUAACAGCUCCGCAAAUCCAUCUCAUCUCAUGCCAUUUUAUGAGGAUAUGUUCUUCCUGAAACACCCAGAAUCCGCAUAAUCCAAGAAACCAUCUGAGGCUUCUCUUGUUCUCCGACGUAGCUGGUUGAAGAUGAGAUUUGCAACUGAUAAAAGCGAUCACCUGCGACAUAGCCCAUUUCAUGGAGGAAAAGCACGAGUGCAUGAUCGAGCCUGCAGCCUGUGUCCCUGAUGCAUUCUCUCUCCUUUUCAUUGGCAGGGAGACGCCGACAGGUUGGCGCCAUUGCUCGGCCGAUGGGAAGGUCGUUCUGUGACCAAAAGAAGCGGCAUCUACGGAUCGACCAUUGCAGAAGCCGAAGUAGUCGCACAACUGGAGACGGACGGCCAAGGGCGGAUCAUUCAGGUGAGCCCGUAGAGAUGAUGGGCCAACCCUGCCCAUCACUAAAUCUCAAAGAUUGGCGUAUUUUGGUGGGCAUAACUUCUCCUUGUUUGCUUCCAUAUGAACUCUGGCUUGUGUUCUUGGUCAGGACAUGACUUCCAGGACCAGCGGAAGUGGGUCCCUCGCAAAGGUCCACUGGACUGGGGUGGUCUCCGGCCACAUGGCGACCUUCGAGGGGGGCUACCAAAUGACCCUGCUGCCAGGUGGCAUGUAUGUGGGAUGCCCCUGUGACGUCAGCAGGAGCGUGGCAGAGAUGCAGGCCUUCCACCUGGAGUUCUGCUGGAUGGAGUCCCCCAGUCGAAGGCAGAGGCUCAUCCGCACAUAUGACGCCGAGGGUCUGCCCGUCUCCUCCACCUACUUCCUGGAAACCAAGGUAUGA
This is a messenger RNA of Spirodela intermedia, 2550 nucleotides long. Lineage: Eukaryota; Viridiplantae; Streptophyta; Magnoliopsida; Alismatales; Araceae. The record is from the annotation of a GenBank genome assembly.